Molecule: messenger RNA, 1517 nt
Organism: Cuscuta epithymum
Lineage: Eukaryota; Viridiplantae; Streptophyta; Magnoliopsida; Solanales; Convolvulaceae
Source: the annotation of a GenBank genome assembly
CGCAGGCUCGCAGCAGCCAGCAGAGGUCGAUGAAUUAGACGCACGAAGCAGCCCGCAGCGCAGGAUUACACAGACCGCCACACCGCUCGCUACUCGCAUCGCCAGACGCCGCAGGCCCGCUCGCAACUCUCCAGCUCCGCCGCGCACAUUCCCGGAGGCCGCACGCCCCGACGCCCUCUUUCUGGAACUGUGCCGCUCGCCCACUCCUGCUCGCUUCUUCUCUCGAUUCAGAUUAGAACGCUGUCGGAAUCAGGGGGUGAGCCGGUGCCGCCCCCUUCCCCAGAGGUCCUAUGGCCUUAUACCUCACGUUCCGUAGCAGAAGUAAGCUUUAGUGGUAGCUGGUGCAGGGCAGAACGGCUUGCUCGGCUUGCUUCGGACGGUUCAAAAUUUUUAACUUACUACAACGGCGUCGUUUAAGACUUUAAGUUAGUGAUGGGAAAUGAUGUGUUAUGAACCUAUUCAGAGGCAUAGAAAAUGUCUUGUAGUAUUGUCUGUCAUCUACUCCCUUCACCAAGUAUGGCUUAUUACCUCCAUUUAAAAGAACCGCUCGAGUUAGACAUACCACACCUGUUUCUUCAUCUGAUUCUUCAUCUGAUUAUUAUUACUAUAAUUAUUACUCCGACUUUCCCCCCGCAUUACGUACUAUUAUAAAUUUGUUCUUUUUUGUGCAAAAGGGAAAUGAUGUGUUAUGAACCUAUUUCAGAGGCAUAGAAAAUGUCUUGUAGUAUGUGUCUGUCAUCUACUCCCUUCACCAAGUAUGGCUUAUUAGCUCCAUUUAAAAGAACCGCUCGAGGUAGACAUACCGCACCUGUUUCAAGAUCUGCAUCCAGCCUAAUGGUUAGAGCUGUUCAAGAGAAUGAAGGGCCUAGACGUUUGGUAGACAUCAUCCGUCUUCUUCCUGAUGUGUCCAAGAAUUACUUUAGGAGUCCUUCCCGGAGAGCGCUUUUCGGGGGUAUAUCUUUGCUGGGAGGUUUUUACGUGGCCCAGACAAUCUCACUGUCAUUUGGAGCUUUAGGGGUAAAUGAUGUGAUAGCUGCUGUGGUUUGUGUUCUCAUCACGGAGUAUGUGACACGGUUCUACUAUAGUCAGCCUAAGGUGACUUUUCCGGUGGCCCUUUUGAACAACUUUAAGAUGGGGUUCACUUAUGGUCUCUUCAUAGACGCUUUCAAACUCGCCAGUUGAGUUGAUCUUUCUAUGCUCCUCUCAAAUGAUGGAAGUGAUUCUACUUGUAAGCUCAUAGUUGUCAUUUGUUAUUACUGUAAUACCUAUUGGGCAGGUCUUGUUAUUUGUAUGCAUUGAUUAUAAAGUCCUGGACUCCUGGUUCAGUUUUUUGUGUUUUAAUCUACUGUAAUUUAGAACAGUGUGCAUGACAUAUGGUAUGGACAUGCCUAAGCUACAACCAUCCAACUCGGGGAGGCGUCAGUUUCCGACCGCAUUCAAGCGAUCGGGAUAGAGCACAAUUUAUACUAUAUACUACUAUACUAGUACCAUUUAGAAUUUUAAACUUUUUACUAGAC